Brienomyrus brachyistius is the source of this 2093-nucleotide messenger RNA. Its product is annotated as receptor expression-enhancing protein 3-like. Gene Ontology annotation, biological process: endoplasmic reticulum tubular network organization. The coding region runs from base 439 to 1209 and encodes 256 amino acids. Gene Ontology annotation, molecular function: microtubule binding. The record is from RefSeq and is a predicted model, not a curated record. Lineage: Eukaryota; Metazoa; Chordata; Actinopteri; Osteoglossiformes; Mormyridae. The transcript has 8 exons. Gene Ontology annotation, cellular component: endoplasmic reticulum tubular network; endoplasmic reticulum membrane; cytoplasmic microtubule.
ACGGACAAUCGCACACAAAUACCAAAUACCUUCAACUACAACUCACUAUCAGUAAAAAAAUAAUAUUCUAGGGGAAACUGCCUUAAAGCAUGUAGCCUGUCCGAAAGAACGGGCUAUUUCUGUUUCCCGGUGUCUUUUCAGGGACAAUUUGACGUUUCGGGAGGCGACGGGAUUGUAUUACAAAACGAAAGGUGGCAGUAUAGAGGAGUGGGAAUGAGGGGAAACCUGGGAAUAGCAAAAGAAGUGGUAAAUUCGCAAAACAGAGUGGUCAGACAUACUUUGAAAAAUAUACAUGCAUAGAGACAGCUGCUUUAUCUUUGUUUUUCAUUUUUAAAGUAGCGAAAGCAGCGAUUUAAAUGGCGAGCCGGCGGUGCGAAGUUGUUUUCCUGUAAUUUUUUUCUCUUUUUCGCGUUGUGGGCCUGAUUUUUUUUUUAAAAGAUGGUCUCCUGGAUCCUCUCUAGAGCUGUUGUGCUUGUCUUUGGGACCUUGUACCCUGCAUACUACUCAUAUAAAGCAGUCAAAAGCAAGAAUGUGAAAGAAUAUGUUCGUUGGAUGAUGUACUGGAUUGUAUUUGCACUUUAUACAGUAGCUGAAACUGCAGCAGAUUUCUCCUUAUCUUGGUUCCCCCUCUAUUAUGAAAUAAAAAUUGCCUUUGUGAUUUGGUUGCUCUCCCCAUACACAAAAGGUGCAAAUCUUAUCUACAGGAAGUUUUUGCAUCCUCUUUUGUCUUCAAGAGAAAGGGAAAUUGAUGAUUACCUUGUUCAAGCAAAAGAACGGAGCUAUGAAACCAUGGUGAACUUUGGCAAGCAAGGCCUUACUAUAGCAGCAACAGCGGCAAUCUCGGCAGCUGUCAAGGGUCAGGGAGCUAUAGCCGAGAGACUGAGGAGCUUCAGCGUGCACGAUCUAACACAAAUUCCAGGUGAUGAAGAUAGCAGUCAAGCAUACUUGAGAAUCUCUAUUUCUGGAGAAAAAGGCAGAAGUCAAGGUUAUAACAGCCCAGAUUAUUGUACGUAUGAACCGACUGAGAAGACUGACGAAGCUACUGAACCCUUCUUUUCUGAGGAAGAGCCCAUCGGCCAGCACAGUUUAAGAAGAUCACAGAGUGUCAAAAGCACAAGACCAAAAGUGCGUAAGGAGCCCCGAUAUGGAUCUUUGAAAAUCAAAACGAAACGAAGACCUGCUCUGAACUCUGUCAACUAUGAAAUAUGAAAAUCUACCAGUGAAUUUUAAAUGGUUUUAACAUAACUUUGUAAAAUGUUUUGAUGUUAAUAGUUAUUACUGAAUACAGUGGAAACAUACUUUUAAAAUUUUACAAUUUACAGGGGCCUUAAACUUUUGUAUUUCCAAUAUAUACUACAUCUUCUACUCCAUACAUCCAGUAUGUUUUUUUGUCUUGAUGCUAUUCAGACUUUUUGUCUGGCAUGUAAUAGCUGUAUCUCGUAAACUUGAAUGUUCUGCACUCCAGGCAUCAAUAACCAAAUAGAUCAGAAUAAAACGCCAAUGAUUUUUUUUUGAAUUUGUGUUGGCUGUUGUUUCCUAAGAUAUAAUUAGCUUUAUAUGCUUUUUUGGUGCACAUCACAUGAAUAUAAAUGGUAGCAGGGCUUCUCAAGGAUCCAUUCGAAUCCUACAAAACAAGUUCAUUUAUCUUUUUUAUUAUUAAUGCUGUUUUGUGUUUGUGCAUGUUCUCCUAAUUUAGCAGCAUCUUUUCCUUGUUCCUGUUGCUCCAGAUCAGUAGUCAACAUGAUGGAAAAUUCUGACAGACAUUGUGUUCAAAAUGACUUUUUUUUUAAUCAUGCACAUGGUAUUCUAAAACAUAACCUACAUGGGUUUUUUUUUUUCUUUACCACGUACACAGACAAGUCUUGCCACGGACACGUUUGUUCUUGUAAAGACAAGUCGUUGACGAUCCAUGAUCCAAGAGACAGUACCUACCAACCCAAAAGCAGUAAAGACUAAACAUUUGAACUGACGAUGUGCCAAAAAUUCUAAAGAAUGUAAUCUGUGAAAGGGAAAUCUGAUUUCUUGCAAAAAUGUACAGCCCGAAUACUUCUGGUCCUUAUAGCUCAUUUUCAAUAAAAAAGUUGAUAAACCCA